AUGCGCUGUAAUUCCCCUGCUUUAGGUUGGAUUUAUUCGCGCCAUUUGCUUACCGUGUUACAACACAAUUGUUCGAGUCUUCCCUCAGUGGGAUGCCAUCGCCAGACUGCCGUACGAAGAAAGGGCAAGAAUCUUGCACGAACAGAUGCAACAGAAAUUCAGCAAAAGAAAGCACUCGUUGUUGGGGCUACGACAGUCAAUAUCCACGUGGUGUGUCGCGGAUAA
This is a messenger RNA of Dicrocoelium dendriticum, 225 nucleotides long. Lineage: Eukaryota; Metazoa; Platyhelminthes; Trematoda; Plagiorchiida; Dicrocoeliidae. The record is from the annotation of a GenBank genome assembly.